Molecule: messenger RNA, 2928 nt
Organism: Leishmania braziliensis MHOM/BR/75/M2904
Lineage: Eukaryota; Euglenozoa; Kinetoplastea; Trypanosomatida; Trypanosomatidae
Exons: 1
Coding region: 1-2928 (975 amino acids)
Source: RefSeq, a predicted model, not a curated record
AUGCGGGACCGUGCUACUCUCAAGUCAUCAUCUCAGCAGGGCGCCAAUUGGGGGCGUGGGUCGUCAGCAGAGGGGCGGGACAGCGAAGAUGACCAACUGGCCCAAUCGCCGCUGCGUACGCUCGCAAGUCUGCCGCAGCGCACCCAGGAGCUGUGCGAGGACCUCAUCACUCUCGACUCCCUUGUCGAAGCAGAUGAAGCCUUCUUCAGCGCCCAGGAGGGCAUGGAGGGGCACGUUAUGGAGUUGCUACGGUCGUGGCGUGAGCCAGGGUCGGCAAGCGACUCGCGAGGUGGAAGCCGACGGCCCUCUGGCGUUUAUCCUCUCGCUGCUGCGUCGCACCCAUCCGCUGCCGGCGCGCAACUGGGCGAUGCGGUCGCCAGCUGCGGCAGCGGCGGCACACAGCGCGUUCUGCAUGACUUCGACGAGGCUCGAGACCGCAUUGCUCUCUUGGCGAAGUUACACGAGGAGCUCUCAGAGCUGGAGGAGCAGCAUCGCGGGCUACAGCGACGCUACGUGGUGGAGAAGUCGGCGCUGUCAGCGCUGAAUGAGCUAUGCGCGCGGCUGGACGAGGAGGACGAGGCGGUGCGCGAGGAUGGCGAUGGCGCAUGCUACGUUGAGGCUGCAGAGCGGGUCGGUAGGGGUGCCCAUAGAGACGGCCGAUCGAAGACCCAAGAACAGCAGGAGUGCGAUGUGGUGCGGGCCGGACUGGCUGCUUGCCGUCUUCUUGCCGACCAACUGCGCUCUCGUGGCAUGAUGAUCGCCGACCGUCUCACGAACGAGCUUCUCUGCCUGCGUUCUGAGGUGGUGCGACAUGACUGGGCGGCGUUGCAGUCGUCGACUCCCCUGACUCGAAUGGACCGUGUGGCGCCCCUCGACGGGCGGGAUGACAGUCCUAUUACUAUCACCUCAGCCAGCCGGUUUGCACCGCUCCUCCAGCCAGCUGGGGGAGUGGCGGCGGGGCGAGGCGGGAAAGAGAGCGCGGACAUUGUCGACAGCGACGAUGCAUAUCAUUUUAGUGAAGUGGCCGGAGGCGCGCACGACGAUGAAGCGAAUGAAUCUGGCCACUUUAGAGUCACUGCAACGGCCCUGGAGGCGACCAAGUCCGUUGUAUUUCGUGUACACGUGCCGGUCUUCGCAUCUGCCACACCACCUGCCUUGGUGGCCUCCUUGCCAGAUGCCAUGACGACGGCCACGGGGGGUGCGGCGGUUGCUGCGACAAGCUGCACACCUCGUGUUAGCGGUGAUGGUCCCCGCCCCGCAAGCUCAGCGGAGAGGAUGCGAGGGCGGUCAAGUGGAGCAGCAGAAGCGCUCUCAAUCGCAUCGACCACCACUGUCUCCGUCAUCGCAAGCCCUGCUCGCUACGCUCUGGUGCAGCUGUACGAGUGUUGCCGUGAGGGGCUCGCUGCAAUGCUUACUCGACUCUGCACGCUGCGUGCACGUCGCACCACAGAGGUUGAGCGACUUCAACAAGAUCAGAGUGCGAUGGACGUGUAUGACCCUGCCGCGGACGACCUUGCUGACCGGUGUGCGGCGCUUCUUCGUUACGUGGCUCAGCUGGACGAGUGGGUUGGGGAAGUGCUGCGGAUGGACCAAGUGCUUCACGAGCGCGUGAAGCUGCCGUUGGAUGCCGCCUUGCAGAGCUAUGACCAGCUGCGCACUCUGCUGCUAGAGGUGCUGAAGCAGCGGCUGGAGGACGAAGAGGGGCGCGGCAAGGAGCAUGUCGCGGCAGUGGUGGAUGCCGAGGAAGAAGGCGGUGAGGUGGAUGGUCGAGGCGCACAUUAUCUGCCGCACGAACGUGUGUGCAGUGGCGACAAAGAGGGGCUGCACGCGUUGCAAGUCGAGGACGGCGAGGAGGAUGGCGGCGAUCAGCACCGGAUGUCCGGCUCCGUUGGCGAUAGUCGAGCACGUGGAGCCACACUGGCGCUUGCGAAGGCAUCGUCCGACGCCGCGCCACGCCCCGUCCUGCCGCGUGCGUCUGCUGAGUUCAUUGGGGUGCUCGAGGCGCUUUUACAAGAUCAAAAAGCCGCUGGCAGGCCUAUUGCCACCGCAGCAGUCUUCACUGGGGACACGUCCGGCGGCGAGCGAGAGCUGGACACCGGCGAGCACAGCAGCAAGGACGGUGUGCUGAGUAAGGUGGCACCGGCGCUAGCGCAGAGGCUGUCGACAGCAGAGGAGGAGCACAAUGUGGGCACCAGCGCGCUGGUUGGUGUAGAGGCUACGGCGGAGGCGGAACCCGUGAGUGCCCAGUCCGCGACCCACUGGCCCAGAGCGACAGCGACGGUGGUGUCCGGCAAAGCGAACGCGAGCGAGGCGACUGGCAUUAGGUGUGAUAGACAGAGCGAAGGCGUCGGCGGCGGUCAUCUUGCUGGCCGUCGCCGUCAGCGUGACCGUAGCGAGGACGAGAGCGAAGUGACUCCACAUUCUGCGCCAUUCUACACCCCUGAGCCAACGGACACGGAUGCCUUGAACCCCACCUCGACGUCAGCGCCACCAUAUGAGAUUACUGUCUACGUCUCGUCAACAUCCUGCUCUGAGUUGGGGGAGGAGCUUAUGGAGGAGAUGGCAAUGGAGCAGAGCGUGAACCACACUCAGGAAGGUAUGCACGGACUAUCGAAGAGGCUAGGGCAUGAACGCGACGAUAGCGAUGGCGGCAAGGAGGACUCUGAUUCCGAUAGCAGUGACGACUCACAGAGGGGCAGGGAAGGCAAUUCCAACCCCGAGCCCCAACGCCAGCGGUACGGUCUCGGCAGUGGCAGCGGGCUAGGCGAAGGGCUUCGCGCCUUGUUCUCCUCUGUGGUGCGCCGCGCUGUGAGCUUCGGCGACAGCGAUGACGACGCUGACGAGACUGGGAGGACGACCCCUUUUCAAGGACGGGAACAGGGCGGUAAGUCGCCAACACCUUUGCACAAGCGUGCCCGCUGUGAGUAG